Lonchura striata (white-rumped munia) is the source of this 3185-nucleotide messenger RNA. The record is from RefSeq and is a predicted model, not a curated record. NCBI's taxonomy places the organism in Eukaryota, Metazoa, Chordata, Aves, Passeriformes, Estrildidae.
GGACUACAACUCCCAUGAUGCCCCGGGGCCGGCGGGGCGGGCGGGCAGGAAGGCGGGCAGGGUUGUCCCGGUAAAUAGAACCGGUGGACGCGAUGAAGCUGUACUGCCUGUCAGGGCAUCCAACCUUGCCAUGCAAUGUGCUCAAGUUCAAAUCCACCACCAUCAUGCUGGACUGUGGGCUGGAUAUGACGUCUACCCUCAAUUUCCUCCCGCUGCCUCUGGUCCAGAGCCCCAGGCUGUCCAAACUUCCUGGUUGGGUUUUGAAAGAUGGAAGCAUGUUUCUGGACAAGGAGCUGAAGGAGUGCUCUGGCCACGUGUUUGUAGACUCUGUGCCUGAGUUCUGCUUGCCAGAGACUGAACUGCUUGACCUCUCCACAGUGGAUGUAAUCUUGAUCUCCAACUAUCACUGCAUGAUGGCACUGCCCUACAUCACGGAGUACACAGGAUUCACUGGAACAGUUUAUGCCACCGAGCCCACUGUUCAAAUUGGCAGGCUCCUGAUGGAAGAGCUGGUGAAUUCCAUUGAACGCGUGCCAAAGGCUCAGUCUGCCUCCAUGUGGAAGAACAAGGAGGUGCAAAGGUUGCUGCCGGCGCCGCUGAAGGACGCGGUGGAGGUGUCCAUGUGGAGGAAGUGCUACACCAUGCCUGAGGUGAACGCAGCCCUCAGCAAGAUCCAGCUGGUGGGCUAUUCCCAGAAAAUCGAGCUGUUUGGUGCUGUGCAGGUCACCCCUCUGAGCUCGGGCUACGCCCUUGGGAGUUCCAAUUGGAUUAUCCAGUCACACUAUGAAAAGGUUUCUUACGUUUCAGGAUCUUCUCUGCUUACAACACACCCUCAGCCCAUGGACCAGGCUUCUCUUAAAAACAGCGACGUUCUCAUCCUGACAGGGCUGACCCAGAUCCCCACUGCCAACCCCGAUGGAAUGGUGGGAGAGUUCUGCAGCAACCUGGCGAUGACUGUCCGGAAUGGAGGCAAUGUCCUGGUUCCCUGUUACCCCUCUGGAGUGAUCUACGACCUGCUGGAGUGCCUCUAUCAGUACAUUGACUCUGCAGGGCUCUCCAACGUCCCCUUUUACUUCAUCUCACCUGUUGCCAACAGCUCCCUGGAGUUCUCCCAGAUCUUUGCUGAGUGGUUGUGUCAUAACAAACAAACAAAGGUGUAUCUUCCAGAACCUCCUUUUCCCCACGCUGAGCUCAUUCAGACAAACAAAUUGAAGCAUUAUCCCAGCAUCCAUGGAGACUUCAGCAAUGACUUCAAGCAGCCCUGUGUUGUGUUCACUGGGCAUCCCUCUCUCAGAUUUGGGGAUGUGGUGCAUUUCAUGGAGCUGUGGGGAAAAUCCAGCUUGAACACUGUUAUAUUCACAGAACCUGAUUUCUCUUACCUGGAUGCCCUGGCUCCCUACCAGCCCUUGGCAAUGAAAUGUGUUUACUGUCCCAUUGACACGAGACUCAACUUUAUUCAGGUGUCUAAAUUACUCAAAGAAGUCCAGCCCCUGCACGUGGUGUGCCCCGAGCAGUACACGCAGCCCCCUCCCACGCAGUCCCACCGCACGGACCUGAUGAUCGACUGCCAGCCCCCGGCCAUGUCCUACCGCCGCGCCGAGGUGCUCACGCUGCCCUACAAGCGCCGCUACGAGAAGAUCGAGAUCAUGCCCGACCUUGCAGAUUCCCUCGUGCCCUUGGAGAUCAAGCCUGGUAUUUCCUUGGCAACAGUUUCUGCCGUGCUGCAUACUAAGGACAACAAGCACGUGCUGCAGCUCCCUCCAAAACCUCCCCAACCUCCUGCCAGCAAGAAGAGGAAGCGGGUGAGUGAUGAUGUGCCCGAGGGCAAAUCUUUGAAGCCGCUGCUGAGUGGCUCCAUCCCCAUGGACCAGUUUGUGCAGACUCUGGAGAAGGUGAGGACUGUGCUGAUUUCCUUCCCUCUCCCACCCCAAAUCCAGCACGGCUUCAGCGACGUGAAGGUGGAGGACACGGCCAAGGGCCACAUCGUGCUGCUGCAGGAGGCAGAGACCCUGAUCCAGCUGGAGGAGGACUCCACCCACAUCAUCUGUGACAAUGACGAGCCCCUGAGGGUCAAACUGCGGGACCUGGUGCUCAAAUUCCUGCAGAAAUUUUAGCUGAUGGACAUUAGGAGGCUCUGCAAGGAGAGAGCCUGGAGCAGCAGAACUUGGAGCUGUCCAAAGAGAGAGAGAGAGAAUUCUGUGAUUCAGAGAGACCAGAAACCACCUUCCCCUUCAUGGAGGAGCAAGGGAGUAUUUUUAAUAUCUAUUUUUUAAAUCUUAUUUUUCACCUGUUUUGGAACACUUUGCAGGGGAUUCCUGUUGUGUAAAAUUGGGAGCUGGGAAUCUUACAGGAGAUAGGAGCUGCAGAGUAAAUAACUGGAGUGUUUAUUUGCAACAUCAGGGCAAACUGCUGCUCCCCUGUGUCCCUCAGCAGUCUCUGGCCCAGUCCUUCACUGACAGAACUCUGCAGGGAUAUUGAGACAAUGGCCUUUUUCCUCCCACUGCUUCUUCCCCAUCCCCAGAUCCCAUCCCCUGCCUCUCCUCCCUGUGUGCUGCUCACGUGUCCUUCACUGGCAUGAGGAGGGGAGAGCUGCUGAGGCAAAGAUUCACAAAUAAAAAUGGAAAAAGGAGACCUGGUGGACAUGGAGAAGAGUGGGAAGAGCCUGGCCAUUCCCUGCACAAGCAGAGGCACUUUGGAGAAGCUUUAUGCUUUAGGAACUCAAGUGUUUAUUGAUGCUGCAGCCUCACCUGUUCCAUGCAGAUCUGUCCAGGGAGCUCCAGGCCCUUCACUGAAGCUGGUUCCUCCUGGGUUCCUCCAUCAGCACUGGAGGAAACACCUCAGGAAGACACUUAGGGAAGUCCAUAAAGUAGGAAAAUUCCUGAUGCUCGUAAAAAACCUUUCAAUAUUUAAGUGCCUCUUGUUUAUACCUGCCAAAAACUUUCCUUGCAGUCCCCUCCAUCUCAAAUCCUGGAUGGAAUUCUGAGUCAUUUAUCCAAAACCAUCUGUACUGCAGACCUGGGGAGGCUUUUCCCUCCCCAAAUCAAAUAUUUGGGGCCUCCCCUGAGUCAAUAGUAUUGCUUUCAAAGGUGACCCAUUUCUCAGAUUUACUGCUGUUCAUUUUUUAUUGGAUUGUUUUGUAUUUAUUUGGUGUUUAAAAAUAAAAAGCAGAGUGAGACUGCCCAGGA